UUCCGUGUUCUGACGGCAGGUUCUGGUGAGCUGUCUCUCGAAUCUUUCUGAACUGCAACACACACAAACAGAGAGUGAGCAGCAGCGGUGAAUCAUGCGUUGGUUUGAGGGUUCGAUUCCCAGGGCUAUCGCGGCCGCUAAACGCCUCAAAUGUGUGUUUGUUGUGGUGAUUACAGGUGAUGAUGAUCAGUCCAGUCAGUUGAUGUCCAGUUGGAGGUCUGAUAUUGUGUCUAAUGCGGCGCUGAACAGCUGUGUUGCGAUUCGAGUGGACGCACAGAGUGAAACGUGUGUGCAGUUUUCACAGAUCUAUCCGGUGUUGUGCAUCCCGUCCAGUUUCUUCAUCGGAGAGAAUGGCAUUCCACUGGAAGUCAUCGCAGGAAGUGUCACGGCAGAGGAACUCGCACGCAGAUUCAACAAAGUCAAAGAGACUCUUUCUGUACAGAUGCACAAACAGCAGAGUGAAAGUGCAAUGAUGGACCCCGAGAGACUCCCUCAAACCCCAGUGCUGACCUCUGACCCACAGGACACUCUGAGCACGACGGUCACGUCUGCCAACAGUGGCUCCACGGCAUCUAAAGCUCCAGAUCUUCACAGAUCACACAUUCCUCAUCGCUCUGUUUUGCCAGAAUCCCUCUCUGUGCCGAUGGAGGAGGAUGGAGCGUCUGGUUACGUGACUGCAGGUGUAAACGACCACAGCAUCUCUUCAGGUGACGCGCUGCAGCUAGAGGAGCCCUUAGACACCCGGGUGGAGAGGUUAACAAAGAAACUGGAGGAGAGACGCGAGCGCAUGAGGAAAGCGGAAGAGGAGAAUGAGCUGAAGAAGGAGCUGGAGAGACGUCAGAUGGGGAAGGAGAUACUGGACUACAAGAGGAAACAAGAGGAGGAGAAAACCAAACGCCUGCUGGACGAGAGAAACCGCGAGAAAGCUGAAGAGAAAGCGGCCAGAGAGCGAGUCAAACAACAGAUCGCUCUGGACCGCGCUGACAGAGCGGCGCGUAACGCUCGGACUCAACAGGAAGCAGAAGUGGCGCAGUUAGCAGCAGGACACGUUCGAGCAGCCGAACAGGAAGCUAAGAGAGAGAGCGCACGGAGAGAGAGAAGUGCUGUUACCAGGAUACAGUUUCGUCUUCCUGACGGCUCGUCCUUCACUAACCAGUUUCCAUCAGAGACGCUGCUGCAGGAGGCCAGACGGUUUGCUGCUCAGGAAGUUGGAAACAGGUAUGGCCAUUUCUCUUUGGCCACUAUGUUUCCCAGGAGAGAGUUCAGCACUGAAGAUCUGGAGAAAACUCUUGUGGAGCUGGAGCUCACACCCAGUGCCUCCAUCGUCCUGCUGCCGCAGCAGUCCAGUCGUCCCUCCAACAGUGUGGUGCACUCGUCCUCCAGCAGGGGAUUGUGGGCCAUUCUGGACUCUUUACUGUACCCACUGCUGGCCGUCUGGAGGUUCAUCAGCGGCUUCAUCUUCAGUACACCUCCUGCAGCCGCUCGCAGCCACAACCAGCACACAGCGCACACAUACAAGACCGCCGCAGAACCACCGAGAGAUGCAGUUCGUAAGAGGGUUCUCGAGAAAAGACCCGACGACUUCAAAAAAGAUGGUAAAAUAUACCGAUUGCGUACGCAAGAAGACGGUGAAGACGACAACAACACCUGGAACGGCAACUCGACACAACAGAUGUAGUGACAUCACACACAUACGGUCUCUCGCUCUGAUGUUGAGUUCAUUUAGGGCUGUUAUUUACAUUUCCUCCCCUUCUUUACCCCCUCAUCUCGCACGGGUACAUUAAAUCCGGCUCCACUGAGGACGCUAGCUUGAGAAACACUAUGUUGAUGUGCAUCUGUUGUUAUUGACGGGAGCUUUACUGUUUAUUUAAUUCAAUAAUCAACGCUGUGAGGUCGGAGUGUUUUUGGUGUUCAUGUGCCGGUUCAGACCCCAUGACAUCAUCAUAAACCGCCUCCGCAAUAGACUUUAUACUAGCCGAAACACAGAUGCUUCUUUCCCAUUUAACUCUAGAAUAAAAUGUGUUUUUCAAUCAAGCUGUAAAUCCCAUCAGAUAUUUUCUCUUUGGGUUUUGUAACUGCCUUCAGGAAGUGCUCAUGCAUUAAUGUUUGAAUGUAGAAUACAGACAAUUUGUACUUUGAAAGAAUUAUUUCUGCAAAAUGACGUCUAACUGCUAUUAAACCUUCAGUUCCAUGUAUAAUAAUGGUUUUGUAAUUAUAAUAGUACUAAUAAAGGAUGA
Molecule: messenger RNA, 2237 nt
Organism: Xyrauchen texanus (razorback sucker)
Lineage: Eukaryota; Metazoa; Chordata; Actinopteri; Cypriniformes; Catostomidae
Product: UBX domain-containing protein 4-like
Exons: 13
Coding region: 95-1678 (527 amino acids)
Molecular function (GO): protein binding
Source: RefSeq, a predicted model, not a curated record